AUGAAGAAUCGUGGAAAAAAUUUCGAUGUUGUACACCACGGUAUGGUACUACUCAGUGAUGGUAAAGGUCGGGGACGACCCGCACGACUGGAACUUACAAAAGAUGUUCUCAUUAUUCAAAUAACUGCUAAAAGCAGUUUUUCCGACGAAACGAAGGAUUCGAUAAUGGAACUUGAUACUAGCAUAAGACAUGUUAAGUUAUGCAAGAAAAGUGACGCUGGUUUAGGAUUAUCAAUCAAAGGUGGUAGUGAUGGCAAUCAGCAAGUUCCGGUUGUCAUUUCAAAGAUUUUCCGUAACACUCCUGCGGAAGCGUGCGGCCAGCUAUAUCUUGGCGAUGUGAUCGUUGAAAUAAAUGGUCAGUCGACAGAUGGCAAAACUCACGAUGAAAUUGUCCAAAUUUUGAAGGAUACUGGAGAUGAAGUGACUCUUAGUGUCAGACAUUAUAUACAAAUUGCUCCUUAUCUAAAGCCGUCAGAUUCACUCAGAUCACACACAGAAAACGCAUUCGACCGUCUUUAUGAACCGAACACCUGGAAGAGCUCAUUAAAAGUACAGUCAUCGGUUCCGGCAGGUGAUAUAACUAGUAUACGAAGUUCGACCGGUCGAGGUACAGCUGAAGACACGCCAGAUGAAUGGAAAACGAUGGCUAAGAUCCCACUACCGAUGGCGUUUAUUACGCGUUAUUUGUGGGGAACUGAUAAAUUGAGAAACAAUGCAUUCGAAGUUCGUGCGGUCGACGGCUCAUCGACAGGUAUUGUACACUGCGAAGAUAAAAAUACUACGGAACAAUGGAUUAAACACAUUCAGAGUCGCAUUACAUCGCUCAAUUAUAAAUCCAUCAAACUGUCAAAUAAAUAUUUGCAUAAAAAUGAGCAGAUAACGUACAUCGGUUGGGUAAGUGAACGAUUACCAGAAGAACAUUUCAAAGAUCCAUGUCAACGUUGGGAACCUCGAUUCAUCAUCCUGAAAGGCGGCGAACUUUGUAUUUUCGAGUCUCCACCACUGAAUUCGGAUGACUUGAAUAAGUGUGUAUCGCUAUACAAAAUUUACGAUACAGCAUUCAAAGUGAUGGAUAGAGAAAAACCGGCGUUAGACAAACGUGAUUAUUGUUUCUGGAUUGAAACAUCCAUAAAUGGAUUGAAACAUUACAUGUCAGUUGAGAAUCAUCAUCAAUUCAAUCAGUUUGACGUAGCUUAUCACCGUUGUCUGCACAGUACUGUCAACAGCUUCCAGACACGCACAUUUGCAUGCAGUUAUCAAGGGCGCCCUAGUGGUUUGGUAAUUGAUAUCAAGCAGGGUAUAAGCUUAUACGACAUUCCUACAAAGCGCUACUCGUGGCAGUAUCGUUUCUGUGAUUUGGAAUCAUCAUCUGAUGAUGGAAAAAUACGACUCCGACUUAUUUUCCGAGAUAUGCGAAGUUCAUCUAGCAAUAAUUUAGAAAUUAAGGAUAUUGAUAGUGAUGAACUUCUGUUUAUUGUGUACACAAUGCAUGCGUUUUAUGUAACCAAAGUUAUUGGAACGGAUCCGGAUUACCUGAAAACUGUUCCGCUUAUUUAG
Brugia pahangi is the source of this 1557-nucleotide messenger RNA. Lineage: Eukaryota; Metazoa; Nematoda; Chromadorea; Rhabditida; Onchocercidae. The record is from the annotation of a GenBank genome assembly.